Molecule: messenger RNA, 1045 nt
Organism: Cylicostephanus goldi
Lineage: Eukaryota; Metazoa; Nematoda; Chromadorea; Rhabditida; Strongylidae
Source: the annotation of a GenBank genome assembly
CGAUGUACAAACUGAUUUGCGCCGUUCAAAAUUACAGCUGGGGUAAGCCUGGUAGUUCCAGCACAGUUGCCGCUUUAGUUAAAGAUGGUCAUCAUGCGGAUUGCGUCGAUGAGCAAAAGCCGUAUGCUGAGUUCUGGAUGGGGGUUCAUCCCAAUGGACCUGCAAAGAUAGCUGAAACUCUUGAAGAUCUUGCAAAUCGCAUCACUAAUCACCCAGAGCUCGUAGGAGAGCAUGAGCAGGGAACGUUGCAGUUCUUAUUCAAGGUGCUGUCCGUGAAUAAGGCGUUAUCUGUGCAAAGUCAUCCUACGAAGGAAGAGGCUGCUAUACUGCAUAAAAAUGAUCCUGUCCACUAUCCUGAUCCAAAUCAUAAACCAGAGAUGGCUAUAGCUCUCACAAAUUUUGAAUUAUUAUGUGGAUUCCGUCCAGCUAAAGAAAUCUACCGAAAUCUAAAAGGCGCUCCGGAGGUUCUUUCCCUGGCUGGAGGAAGUGGAGAGCUGGAAAACUUACUGGGAGGUGAUGCAGCUGCUAAGGCAGCUUUGAAGAACAUUUUUACCAAAAUCUGGAGUUCUACUCCUGAGCAACUUGCUGAGGCCGUUCAAAAGUUUAUAUCUCGUAUCAAAAAUGAGCCAAGCGAACUCAAUGAUUUGAUGGUCAGGCUCGAUCAUGAAUUUCCGGGCGACACCACUACCAUGACAAGUUUAGUUGUAGGUGACGUUGGCGUUUUCGCACCCCUUUUGCUCAAUCAUUUCACACUGAAGCCUGGUCAAGCCUCCUUUCUGGGCCCUAAUCAGCCACAUGCCUACUUGUCCGGAGAUUGCAUAGAGUGUAUGGCCUGCUCAGACAACACAAUUCGAGCAGGGUUGACUCCUAAGUUCAAGGACAUCCAGACUUUGUGUGCUAACCUUACUUAUGCCAUGAGUGGGCCACCGAUUUUUGCUCAUAAAGAAGUCUUUUCUGGUGUCGACUUGUAUGCUCCUCCUGUGCCCGAGUUUGCUGUGCAGUCUGUGAAGGUAUAUAUGUUUCCUUUAGAAAGUGAACACUGAAA